AUGCAACUCUUCCAUCCCGACGGUGUCUCACGCGGCCCAGAACAUGCACAACAAUUCCUCCCUCUGCGAAGUUACCAGCGAGAAACUACGGUGCUCGCUGAGAGCUCAUGCCGACCUCCUGCACGGGCACCGCCACCCUCUGUUAUUGCGCAAACGCGAACUGUCGAGGCCCUGGGUCCUUUAUGCGGCUGCGGUGUAAACUCUCCGCGCGAGUGUCCUGGGCUUGCUAGUCUCCCGAUGCCCCGGUUCCCAUCCGUCGCACCUCCUAUCCUUCCGCUCCUUCCUGCGCUCAAGUAA
Messenger RNA from Phanerochaete carnosa HHB-10118-sp, 297 nucleotides. RefSeq lists its product as uncharacterized. NCBI's taxonomy places the organism in Eukaryota, Fungi, Basidiomycota, Agaricomycetes, Polyporales, Phanerochaetaceae. The coding region runs from base 1 to 297 and encodes 98 amino acids. The record is from RefSeq and is a predicted model, not a curated record. The transcript has a single exon.